This is a messenger RNA of Blastomyces dermatitidis ER-3, 3236 nucleotides long. Its product is annotated as mitochondrial respiratory complex I chaperone. Bases 320 to 2728 code for a protein of 802 amino acids. Gene Ontology annotation, molecular function: protein binding. Lineage: Eukaryota; Fungi; Ascomycota; Eurotiomycetes; Onygenales; Ajellomycetaceae. The transcript has 3 exons. The record is from RefSeq and is a predicted model, not a curated record.
CGGUUGGUCGGAUGCCAAGCCUUGACGGGGCGUUUUUGAAGGCGGACGUUUUUUUUAUUUCUUUAGCAGCAGAGCGACAAAAACACCACAUUGAUAUUGAGCCCACCGAGCAUUGGACAUUUAUUUAAAUUGUUAUUCGAUAUCAGUGAUAGCUCCAGAAGCAAUGCAGGACUAGCUAUUGACACCUGAAUAUUACUUUUGGAAAAUAUUUUCCAAUCCCUUCCAUUCCGCCAGCGGGGCAAACUGGCUGUUCUUGCGCGGUGCUUAGGGGCAUGGAUUAAAUAAAAUGUAUAUUUGACAGCUACAGUAUCAAUCAAUCAUGCGAUCCUAUCUCUCUCAAAGAACUUUUCGCGCAAUCCUAAGAAACAAACCGUACUUUCACCUGCGAUGCCGGCAACGGCUGGCGUUAUCAGCUCCAUCGUGUGCCGCCGAACGGCACUGCCUAUAUAAAAUCCAGCGGAGGUAUCUGUUCGGCUUCCCUACAGUUAGCCCGACGGAUAUUCAGUCCGGGGCCAAGCAGGGCCAAUCAGUGGAUCAUGGGGGCCUGGCAAUAAGGCAGUUGGCGGAAGCUUUGGAGGAGAAAUCUCAAUCGACGCCAGACGCAAUCGCGAAGGCAUUUUCAUCUUUCAUUCAACAUCGACUCGAAAAUCCUACAAUUUUAACAGCGGCGCAAGCAAAAUUCUUGUUAUGGGCGUGGGAAUAUUUGGACAGUGCCGUAAAAGAAAAUCAAUCGGCGGGUUUGGAUCUGAGUAUCGCGGAACCUGAAGACAUCUUAAAUGCCCUGUCGCGAUCACAAUGGGAACACCACGCCAAUAAUGACGUAGCCACCCUUGCAAAGUCAGCUUUCCGGAAGAUGUGCUCCCAGCUUGAACAAGAAGCCGCCGCUGAACCAUUUCCUAGCCAGGAGGUUCUGUACGCAUAUUUGCAUAUCCUAGCAGCCACCGGGGAGAUCCGCGAAGCGCUACAAAUAAUUGACAAUUACCGGUUAUCUGCCCUCCGAAACGCAGGAAUUGACCCUUGGAUACCUGUGGCAAAGGGCGCUUUGAAAGCGGAACCAGGAGCUUUGAACAGAAUCCUCCAUCAUAUGACAACACAUAGCAUUCAACUAGACCAAAAGACCCAAGAGCUAUUGACGGUGGCAGCUGCGAACGAGAGUGCGGGAUUGGCAUCCAAAUAUAUCUACGAAUAUAAGACAAAGAACCCUUUCGAGCCUACUCUUGCUGCGACACUUGCCACUGCGAAUGCUAUGAUUUGGCAUGGCAAGGCCGGUUGGGCUAGAGACCUACUCACAGUUCCACGCCGGAAUCCAACGCCGGAAGUCAGAGAUGCAGUUUUGCUUCUAGCGGUCAGAAAAGGGCAAGAAGCAGAUGUUGUUAACAAAAAACUGGUUGACCUGUGUAGCAUAAAUCCUGACUUGGGUUCGACCUUAACGAUCGCUACUUUCAACAAGCUUUUGGAAUUCAAGAUCCUCAAGCGCGAGUAUAAUGGCAUUGACGAACUUAUCUCACUUGCCAAGACAUGGGGUCUAGAGCCAGAUGCGUUUACGGGUAUGUCGAGAGUGACUGCUCGCUUAGACGCUGGAGAUGUUCCCGGCGCAAUGUGUUUAUGGGAGGAGCUUGAUUUGGGCGAGUUGAUUGAAGGGAAGGCUGUUACCUUGUGGAACAUAAUUAUGAGACAACUUUGUCAGGCAGCGCAAGCUGAUCCUGAAGACGAGACCGUCCUAGCUUUCAUCGACAGGCUCUUGGAAUCAGAAUGCUGCCUUGAGGCUGCUACUCUGGAAGAACUGUGCCGAAUGCUGCUCCUCCGACAUGACCUAGAGGGCAUCUCAGAGCUACUAAGGCCAUUCGUCAGCUCCUGCAGCGUACCAGGGCUUUCACAGGUUCUAAAGCCGUUUGCACAAUUUAUUGCCGACCAAAAAGAGUCGGUCGAAACCGCCUGGGAGGUUCAUGAGCUCCUGGCCCGUGCGGUCCCAUACGCGCCCGUCGGGUUCUGGACGAAUACCAUGAAACAAUUUUUCAAGCGCGGCCGUCCAGAUCUGGCAUGCCUUGCGUUUGGACAUAUGCGCAAGAAAGUAAACCCACAAGAUCGACCUACAGCCCAAACGUACGCGAUGUGUUUCCAUGGCCUAGCUAAAACCGCUUAUUCCGAAGGCAUCUUCCUCGUGCACAACAUGUUGAAGCUGGAUGUCGAGGUGCAAUGGACGAGAAGCUUACUGCACAAACUUAUGGCUGCGUAUACUGCAUGCGGAGAUCCUGAGCAGGCAAUGGAGUUCUUCAGGCAUAUUCUGCAUUCGGUGGAAGGCCCCUCUUACUAUUCUAUUACGCUAUUUUUCCGGGCAUGCGCGACCUAUCGCAAGGGACUGCAGGAGGCAACCCAGAUGGUGGAGAAGUUGAAAUCGCUCAAUCUCCCCCUGAACAGGAGGACUUAUAAUAACUAUAUCCGUGUGUUGAGUGCCCAUGGCGAACUUGAGCGUGCUUCAGAGGCUAUCAGUGCUAUGCGCGCAGAAACCGGAGAGAGCCCUACCGUUGCUACUAUCGGGCUCCUCUACAACGGCCUCCCUAACCAGAAAUGGCGCGACCAAGCCGAGUCGUGGGCUAGGAUAGCCUAUCCAGAUCUCUGGACCGAACUUGAAAAGUUACCCGCAACCGUCGACGAGGAUGGAAUUCGCUCCUUUGACCUUGCCGAUCGGGAUGGAGAUGGAAACUCCCAAGACUGGGCGGGAGAAUGAUCAUUGAGAAAUAGUUUUCCUUACUUAGCCAGGAGGAGAGUGCGUGCAGCGGAAACUUAAAAUCGAUGGCGAACGUAACAGGGGCCGCAGUUAAGAGGAUGCUUCGACCAUGAGGUGUUGAUAACGGACCUAUGGCACCUGAUGACGUUCCUCUGAUUAGUUGCGAUAUGUAUAGUACAUAUAUUGUACUUUGGGUUUUUUUUUUUCCAACGCCAAGUGACCGGCGAGCAAUGUGUGUGUGUGUACUACAUAUUCUUCGAUGUACUGUACAUCGUAUGUUUGGAACCCAUUUCGAUUGGAAAUUGGGCAGUUUCCGUUUAUCCACUUGCUUUUAUACAUGUACAUACAUUACCUAUAUAACUGUAUAAUUUUGCUUUUCUAAUAUAUAAAAAGCGACGGUGGGUUGAACUGCGUACGAACAAUAUUACCCAGUAUCCUCAUUGCGGUAGACAUACCUCCUCUCUAAGAAAAAUCAAUAUCACAGACUAUAACAUCUAAAAGUAUUGCC